Phragmites australis (common reed) is the source of this 2720-nucleotide messenger RNA. RefSeq lists its product as uncharacterized. The record is from RefSeq and is a predicted model, not a curated record. Lineage: Eukaryota; Viridiplantae; Streptophyta; Magnoliopsida; Poales; Poaceae. The transcript is spliced from 18 exons. The coding region runs from base 232 to 2253 and encodes 673 amino acids. Gene Ontology annotation, molecular function: mRNA guanylyltransferase activity; ATP binding; protein tyrosine/serine/threonine phosphatase activity. Gene Ontology annotation, biological process: 7-methylguanosine mRNA capping; protein dephosphorylation.
UCGACUCGCCUCGGCUCCAUUCGGUCCGAAUCGAACCGCUUCGUCCCGUCCCCCACUCGCCCGUCGCAGGGCGGCACCCAAACCCUAACCCGCAGAUCCCUCCCCUGCUCCGUCUCUCCCCCUCCCGCGCGGCCUCUCCUGCAGCUGUUCCGGCCACGCGCCUGCAUCCGCCGCCGCGCGAGGUGCAAGUGCAAGAGGUGAUUGCGGGAUAUAUGAAGUAGUGGGCGUUGAAUGACCUUCUCUAUGGAUUUGAAUGCAUCACCGUUGCCCGAAGAAGAUGAGCAGCAGGCUUAUGAAGAGCCAGUUGAGUAUGCUCAGGAGGAACGUGUUGAGUCUGCUGUCACAAUAAUGCGAAGGGAGCGUGAAGAGAGACGCAUGCGACUAAAGAGAGAGCAACCGGAUGAAGGGUCAAGGCUACAUGCCCAGCAGAUUAGGAAUGAUUAUGUUCCUCAAAACAAAAGAAAUAGUCGCAUCAAAGAGACACCUCAGGGCUGGUUGGACUGUCCUGCAUUUGGAGAGCCGAUAGAUAAAAUUAUACCAUCCAAAGUUCCUCUUGAUGAAACAUUCAAUGAGUCGGUGCCUCCUGGGAAGCGAUACUCCUCGAAGCAACUAGUUAAUAAACAAAGAAAAGCUGGUCGUGAAAUAGGUCUGGUGAUUGAUUUGACAAAUACUACUCGGUAUUAUUCAUCAGCAGAAUGGACGAAGCAAGGUACUAAGCAUGUCAAGAUUCCGUGCAGGGGAAGAGAUGCGGUACCUGACAAUGAAUCUAUUAACAUGUUUGUCUAUGAGGCGAUGAUGUUCCUUGACCGACAAAAGCAAUCAAAGAAUCCUAAAUAUAUUCUGGUUCACUGUACCCAUGGUCACAAUCGUACAGGUUUCAUGAUUAUUCAUUACCUUAUGCGCACACAUGUCUCUUGUGUUGCUGAGGCAAUAAACAUGUUUGCUCAAAGGAGACCGCCUGGCAUAUACAAGAGGGACUACAUUGAAGCACUGUAUUCAUUUUAUCAUGAGGUCCCCGAGAAUAUGAUGAUAGCAUGCCCUUCAACACCAGAAUGGAAGAGACCUGAUGAUCUCGAUUUAAAUGGCGAAGCUAAGCAGGACGACGAUGAUGAUAAUGGUGAUCGUGCGCCACCACAUAAUGAGUCAGAGGACAAAGUUAUCACUAAUGACGAUGUGUUAGGGGAUGCCGUUCCAUAUGAUCAACAAGAAGCUUUGCGUGUCCUAUGUUACCGGUUACUUGAAAUGCCCGUUGUAAGAGGGCACACACAAUUUCCAGGAUCACAUCCGGUCUCUCUUAACAGUGAUAAUCUGCAACUACUUAGACAGCGAUACUACUAUGCUACAUGGAAAGCUGAUGGAACACGGUAUAUGAUGCUUAUAAUGAGAGAUGGCUGUUUCUUGAUUGAUCGGAAUUUUUGCUUUAGAAGAAUUCAGAUGCGCUUUCCCCAUAAGAACCUCGAAGGUCUGCAUGACAUGACCUUGAUUGAUGGAGAAAUGAUUAUAGACACGGUACCAGAUUCAGGAUUGAAGAGGAGGUACUUGGCAUAUGAUCUAAUGGCACUUGACGCAUUGUCCAAAACCAAGUUGCCCUUUUCUGAAAGGUGGAGAAUGCUGGAAGAUGAAAUAAUACGGCCACGUUAUUAUGAGAAAAAGCAGUUUGAGAGUGGUGCUAAGAGCAAUCCAUUGUACAAAUAUGAUAUGGAACUAUUUUCGGUUAGGAGAAAGGAUUUUUGGCUGCUCUCCACAGUAAAAAAGGUGCUUAAGGAGUUUAUUCCAUCACUUUGCCAUGAUGCUGAUGGCCUUAUAUUUCAGGGUUGGGAUGAUCCAUAUGUAACUCGUACUCAUGAAGGUCUUCUAAAGUGGAAAUACCCUGAGAUGAAUUCAGUCGACUUUUUGUUUGAGCUUACGAAUGAUAAUCGUCAGCUAGUUUUCCUUUAUGAGAGAGGCAAAAAGAAACUUAUGGACGGUGCUCGAAUAGCAUUUCCAGGCGAAAUAGAUCCAUCCUCUGUUGCUGGGAGGAUUGUUGAGUGUUCUUGGAAUAAGGAAGAACAGUGUUGGGUCUGCAUGCGUAUUAGAUCCGAUAAAUCAACCCCAAACGACAUCAACACAUACCGAAAGGUGAUGAGGAGCAUCACAGAUAACAUCACUGAAGAAAAGCUUCUCGAAGAGAUCGAUGAGAUCAGGCGCCUCCCGAUGUAUGCCGAUAGGAUAGCACAGGCUCAUGCGAAGAUGGCCCAACAUCGGCGGAGAUGAAAAGUGCCACUAUAGUGAGUGCUAGUCUCGUUGCUACAGCGCUGCUACCGCCUCUGGCCAGUGGCUGGUUCCAGUAGCUGUGUAAUUAGUAGAGGUUGUUUCAGUAGGACCCUAUGAUGAUGGCUGGCUGGCCAGCCAACUAAUUCUUUGCAACUCAUUUGUGUAUAGGCGUCGCCGCAGAGUAGCCCUGUAAAUCGUGUAUCCUAUGUUCCUAUAUUCUCUCCUAUGGUUUUAUUUGCAUGGGUGUAGAAUAGCGUUUAACAAGAGGGAGUGUGUUCUUCUAGGUGUAUGUAACCUGUCUCGUUGCCUUGUGCUAGAAUAAAUGUAGGGUGCACUGGGUUGGCAUCUCCUGCAUAAUGGGUUCAGUUCAUGAGUUUGUCUUCUAGGUGUAUUUUCAUUUGUGACGAUGUCAUGUGGUUCAUGCAUGUAAUGGGUUCAGAAUGCUGCGUUCAUGAGUUUUUGGUUCA